This is a messenger RNA of Capsella rubella, 1323 nucleotides long. Its product is annotated as cytochrome b561 and DOMON domain-containing protein At3g07570. NCBI's taxonomy places the organism in Eukaryota, Viridiplantae, Streptophyta, Magnoliopsida, Brassicales, Brassicaceae. The transcript is spliced from 4 exons. The record is from RefSeq and is a predicted model, not a curated record. The coding region runs from base 79 to 1188 and encodes 369 amino acids.
UACUUUCCUCUCUCUUUCAUCUUUAAGAUCCAAAGAGAGAGAGAGAGAGAGAGAAAGAAAGAGAGAGAAAAAAAAAAGAUGAAGCUUUAUUCUGUUUCCUUGAUGAUCUUGAGUUUAAUUGGUCUCUCCACCACCAUAGUUAAUGCACAACCAGCUAGGGAAUCGUGCAAUUCAAGUCUACCUCUCAACGACCUCACCUUCAACGCCAGCCUCCUCCAAUGCGUCGAAGCUUGGAGUCUCCAAAAUUACAUCCUCCGAUAUGCUAGAACGGUGGAGAACACAUGGAGCUUCAUCUUAUCAGCUCCCGAUUCAAGCGCCUUCAUCGGGAUCGGAUUCUCAACCAACGGUCAGAUGGUCGGAAGCAGCGCGAUCGUCGGCUGGAUACCUUCCGACGGCGGUGCCGGAACAGUGAAACCGUACUUGCUCGGAGGGAAAUCCCCCGGCGAGGUGAAUCCUGACCAAGGGGAUCUAACGAUCGUCAGAGGCUCGUUAAAGAUCGAGUCAGUGUCGUCGCGUAUCUACAUGAGUUUCCAACUGACGGCGGAGCUGCCGCGGCAGAGUCUUCUUUACGCUAUGGGACCUGCCGGGUUCUUCCCAUCUUCGCCGGACUACAGGUUGAGAGAGCAUCGGUUCGUGACCACCACGACCAUCAAUUAUAAUACAGGUUCGCAAAGUGUGGUUAAAGGUUCACCACACUCUAAGCUAAGGAAGACACAUGGGCUAAUGAACAUGUUCGGCUGGGGAAUCUUGAUUAUCAUUGGCGCCAUAGUGGCUCGACACAUGAAGCAAUGGGAUCCCACUUGGUUCUAUGCCCAUAUUGCUUUCCAAACCACUGGUUUUCUCCUCGGUUUAACUGGUGUCAUUUGCGGUUUGGUUCUUGAAAACCGGCUCAAGGCCAAUAAUGUUUCCACGCACAAAGGCCUUGGCAUAACCAUACUCGUCAUGGGCAUUCUCCAGAUGGUGGCAUUGCUAGCUCGACCGGAUAAGCAAUCCAAGUACAGAAAGUAUUGGAACUGGUAUCAUCAUAACAUUGGGAGAAUUCUGAUGAUACUAGCUAUAUCUAACAUAUUCUACGGUAUUCAUUUGGCUAAAGCCGGUUCUGCUUGGAACGGGGGUUACGGUUUUGCCGUCGCUGUUUUGGCCUUGACGGCUAUUGGGUUAGAAGUUAGAAAGUUCUUGAACAAGUAAUUUCUUUUUACUUUUAAACAUCUCUCUUUAUCUUCUUGCUACCAUCGAUAUUUAUCUUGGAUAGGACAGUGUGAUGUAUUGAACAAGUUAUUGACUAAUCAUCUGAAUGAUAUCUUCUUUUUCUUUGUUUUGGAA